Molecule: messenger RNA, 925 nt
Organism: Spinacia oleracea (spinach)
Lineage: Eukaryota; Viridiplantae; Streptophyta; Magnoliopsida; Caryophyllales; Amaranthaceae
Product: plant-specific TFIIB-related protein 1-like
Exons: 4
Coding region: 16-903 (295 amino acids)
Biological process (GO): DNA-templated transcription initiation; transcription preinitiation complex assembly
Cellular component (GO): transcription preinitiation complex; nucleus
Molecular function (GO): TBP-class protein binding
Source: RefSeq, a predicted model, not a curated record
UUGUUUAAUUGAUUGAUGAAUCUGAAUUUGAGUUUGAAUCUUCAGAUUGUUGAUGUGGCUUCUAUUUUGGGGUUGGACCGUGAUAUUUCUGAUCAUGCUUUCCAGUUGUUUAGGGAUUGUUCUUCUGCUACUUGUUUGAGGAAUCGUAGUGUUGAAGCUCUUGCUACUGCUUGCCUCGUUCAGGCUAUUCGUGAGGCCCAGGAGCCCCGUACCCUUCAGGAAAUCUCAAUAGCGGCGAACCUCCCUCAGAAAGAGAUUGGAAAGUAUAUCAAGAUCCUGGGUGAAGCUCUACAACUCAGUCAACCAAUUAAUAGCAAUUCUAUAGCUGUACAUAUGCCUAGAUUUUGCAACCUUCUCCAGCUUAAUAAAUCCGCUCAGGAACUUGCAACUCACAUUGGAGAAGUUGUGAUGAACAAAUGUUUCUGUACGCGUAGGAACCCUAUAAGUAUAUCAGCUGCUGCUAUUUAUCUGGCCUGUCAACUAGAAGAUAGACGCAAGACGCAGGCAGAAAUUUGUAAGGUAACAGGUCUCACUGAGGUCACACUCAGAAAAGUCUAUAAAGAGCUGCUUGAAAACUGGGAUGAUCUUCUACCGUCUAAUUAUACUCCAGUUGUCCCUCCUGAAAAGGCAUUCCCAACUACUACUAUAGCAUCCGGCCGUUCUGUAACCCCUAGAGCCGAACCACCAGAAAUUCCUACUUUAGACCGGGAGAGCAAGCAGCCCAAAACGAAUCAGAUUUCCGAGACAACUCACGUGGACAAGGUCAAGGGAGAGAAUGACAGCAAUACCCCCAGUACAAAAAAGGUCUACACUCCGAGGAUUGCGCCUUAUGCGAGGAAUUUGAUGUGGUUCGUGAGCAAUGGGCUAAAUUUUUUACCAGCAAGUAUUUAUUAUUGGCUUUAGCGCGCUUGAUCGAGUUGGUUUA